Molecule: messenger RNA, 1250 nt
Organism: Hevea brasiliensis (rubber tree)
Lineage: Eukaryota; Viridiplantae; Streptophyta; Magnoliopsida; Malpighiales; Euphorbiaceae
Exons: 2
Coding region: 149-1108 (319 amino acids)
Source: RefSeq, a predicted model, not a curated record
UCAAAUGGCAAGUUUCCUUUAUUACUUCCUCCCCCAAAAACAAGAAACUAAAGAACUUCCCAACAUAUAACUCAGCUCACAAUCACAGUCUUUACUUUCCUUCUCUGCAAAAUUCUCCUCUGCAAUCAAGGCUGAGAAAGCUGACGCCAUGAGAAGAUACAGGAGAGACAGAAUCUCUGGAUUCUGUUUUACCCUAUCAGCGGCCGUCACUCUCCUUUGCUGCUCCAUCACAUGGUUUCCGUUCGUCCAAGAGAUUGCACCUGCUUAUCUCUCCGUUUUGAACAACCAUCUGUUCGUUUUUCUUCUCAUGAAUGCUCUGGUUUUCGUUAUCUACCAUUUAUCCAACGCCAGAGUCGCCGCCAUCACCACAGGACAGAACGAUUCCGCCUCUCAUCAGCUUCUUUACGAUCAAUACGUCUCGAUAUCCUCCUCUCGCUGGAAAACAAUUGCCGACGAGGAAAAACAAUUGGUAGUAUUCUCACCGGCCUCAGCGGAGGCCGUUCAACCCGACGAGAAUAUCUUUCACAACAAACGGACGGGGCGUUCCGAGAAUGCUGAUUGUGCUCCAGUGGAGAAGAAUCCAGAUCGUGACCCUGCGGUGACAGAAACUUAUAAGGCUGAUAGAGAGAAUAAGAAUUUCAGGAGAACACGAUCACAGAAGUACUCAGUAGAGAAGAUAAAAGGGAGUGACCAUCGACGACAGCUGCGGCCAUCGGAAACAGAUAGGGGAACACCGGCGGCAGUGGAGGCCGUACAACCCGACGAGAAUAUCUUUCACAACAAACAGAUAGUUCAUUCCGACAAUGCUGAUUGUGCUCCAGUAGAAAAGAAUCCAGUUCGUGAUCCUGCGGUGACAGAAACUUACAAGGCUGAUAGGGAGAAGAAGAAUUUCAGGAGAACACGAACACAGAAGUACUCGUCAGAGAAGAUAAAAAGAAGUGAACAACGACGAGAGCUGCGGCGAUCGGAGACAGAGAACGGAAGAGAAAUGGUGGUCGCUGGUGGCCGUACGCUGACGAGUAAGUCGGAGCAAGAAAUGAGCAAUGAAGAGUUUAGGCUUAGAAUUGAGAGUUUCAUUGCCAGUCACUACAAUGAAAGGGGUCUAUAGCUGUUUCAAUGGAAGAAUGAAAGAAGUCCUUUACCACAGUCACAUGUGAUUAUGUAGCAGCAGAUUAUAAAUUAAUUAAGGGAAGAAAUUAGGUUAAAUUAAUGAAAAUUUAUAAUUAAAUAUUGAAUUAUAUUAUAUUUCA